Molecule: messenger RNA, 486 nt
Organism: Bipolaris sorokiniana ND90Pr
Lineage: Eukaryota; Fungi; Ascomycota; Dothideomycetes; Pleosporales; Pleosporaceae
Exons: 1
Source: RefSeq, a predicted model, not a curated record
CAUAAGCACAAAUCAACGAAGAAACACGAGGCCUUCUCCCUUGAAUUUGCAGAGAAAAUCACACUCACCCUUUCCAAGACAAGAACAUAUGUUACUAGGGGGUUCAAGACAGUACCAGCAAUGACAGAUGCUCUCAAUAUAGUCGAUGGUGUUCGUCUUGCCCGUUCAGUCUGCCUAGAGCCAGAGCUACCGCGCCAGAUUCUCACUGGCGAGGUAUACACUGCUAUCAAUCAGCUAACAGACGAUAUUGACCUUGGUAUUACUAGUAUGACAGCUGGUACGCAGAUCAGACAACUGGGCAAGGGUCAUGAGCUGAUUGAACUAAGUGAAGAGAAGAACCUUGAGGCAUUCAAGAAGGACAAUGAAGCUUGGGCAAAGAGCUUGGCUGAAGACAAAGGGAAAAAGAAGUAUGGGUUUGUGGAUGUUGAAAGUGUCAAGGCAGUACCGUAUAGAAGCCCUGCAAGGACUUUAUAUAACAUGGGAUGA